Elaeis guineensis (African oil palm) is the source of this 2678-nucleotide messenger RNA. RefSeq lists its product as uncharacterized. NCBI's taxonomy places the organism in Eukaryota, Viridiplantae, Streptophyta, Magnoliopsida, Arecales, Arecaceae. Gene Ontology annotation, molecular function: calmodulin binding. The record is from RefSeq and is a predicted model, not a curated record.
AUUUCGGACCGUUUCAUUGGCUGGUAGCGACGCCUUCUCUCCGCUCCUUUAAGCUUUCUUCAGCUAUCCUCUUCGCCAAAUAACUCGCAAUCUUUGUUCUUAAAACAACGCCGAGGUUGUCUGCACGAUCUCUGAGACGGAGGAGAACAGCUUCGGUCUUUCUCUUUCCGAGGAGGAAGGAGGGAGGGAGUCCUCAGAUGGGUUCCUCCCUCUUAGGUUUCUCGUGAUGGGGAUUGCCGAAAGGUUGAGAAGCAGUUAGCGCAUUCACAGCACUCAUCCUCAACUCACUUUCAAAAUAACACACCAGUGGCAUGCAAUCUUAGCUGCUAAAAAUCAAGGUCCUCACCUUCUCCGAAUGGAUGAAGAGGCAACAGAGAGGGGUAGUAUCUUAGAAACCGCAGAGGUUAUUAAGCCUAUAGGAGGGGUGAGGAGAAAUUCGACAGGAAAAACAUCUCCCACAGGUUUGCUUUCCUUAUCAAACAGUGAUCAAAAGCCUCUGCCUCGCUAUCUCCAAACUUCUAUAAAGUCGUGCCAUGAUUUUUGUAAGUAUGGAAGGAAACAUGAUUUUGAAGGAAAGGAAAAGCAUUCCUUUCUUCACAGAUCAAGGAAUAAUCUCAUCACAGUUGAACAGCAAAAUGAGGCAAAAGCUUUGGAUUUUGGAGAAAGAAGGAAGAAACCCGUAAGUAAGGUGAAGUCCUCAUCCAUGCAGAGAAUUGGAUUUUCCGAUGAACUAAAAACCAUCAAGCAGAAGGGUUUGUCAACAACCAAGGGAACUGGAUUGUUGGACAAGACUGUCGACAAGGAGUUACAGACUUUGUCACCUUGCCGGAAAAAUGUUGUGUCUAGCAAGCAGGCAAUUCUUCCCUCAUCCCCAGAAAAUGAACAUACUAAGUUAAAAAGACUAAGUACAGUUGGCAGAAAGGAGAGACAGAUAAUCAAACAGAAGGCUCCUCUUCAGUUAAAAACAUUCCUCAACAAGCCCAAAGAUUUCAAGCAAAAGGGUCUGUACCAUGCCAACAAAGUUGAUGCAUGUGGGAAGCCUGGUCCUGUAAAGGAAAGGACUGCAUUGCCUUCCAACAAAGGCAUAGCAUCUGUUAAGCCCAAAUUGCUUAGGCAGAUAUCUGUGAAGAAGACAAUGACAGCUGCUAUUCCCAUGAUUAUGAAGCAAAAGGCAUCGGUUCCUCCCAAGAGUAUUGGUAUCCCUGCUAAACCUGAAGUCUUUUUGAAGGCCAAGAAGGCUCCAGAGGUAAAGUCUGCAUCUGCAUUAACUCGUCCAGCACAUCUAGCCUGUCGAAGGAAUCGGGAGGACAAGAUAUCUUUGAGUCUCAGAAUGACAAAAGUUGGAGAGAGGAAAGUAUUGAAACCAUCAACAGCUUCUUUACCUACUAAAUCUUCUGCCGAUGGUGCCUCAAACUUGAAACCAAGGAAAUAUGGGAACACAAAGCUCAUGGCUCCUGUGAAGCGCCAAGGAAAUGUUGAAAAAGCUGCAUAUGAUAUUGGAGAACAGUUUGAAAAAUCAGAACAUGGUAUUGACAGGUAUGAGGAGCAAAUAUUGUAUGUUGUUGAGCCCAAAGAAGAGAAUGUUGAUUUGGAUUCCACACAGCAAAUAUCUGAUGGCCACCAGAUAUUAGAAUCAAUGUUUCAUGAUGAGGAAGAGGCUGAGGAACCUGAAUCUGUGUCUGGAAUUAGUGACUCAAGUGAAUCGCUAUUUGAUGAUGUGGGAACCAAAAGCAAAAGCAGCAAUGUUUUUUCAAAGGGUGAAGAUAGAAGGAGGCCACGAAGAACUGCAACUGUUCAUCCAGAAGAUGGUAAUCAACCUUACAAGUUGAAGUUUAGGAGAGGUAGAGUCCUUGAACCUCAGGCUGAGAGCAAUGGGCCAAGAAGGCUCAUAUUCAGGAGAGGAAGAGUGGUAGGUGAGAACCCAAAUGGUAAUUGUGUAGCAGGGAGGAGAAGGUUUAGGCGGAGGAAUGGGAUGGAUGUCUUGAAGGACCCCAAUGCAGAUGCUCUAGGUGUGGUCCUGAGGCAUCAAGAUACAGAGGGGAAGAAAGAGACCCAAAGUCUGUUCAAUAACGUGAUCGAAGAAACUGCAAGUAGGCUUGUAGAGACCAGGAAGAGCAAGGUGAAGGCUUUGGUGGGUGCUUUUGAAACUGUCAUCUCUCUCCAAGAUAGCAAACCAGCAUCUACAGAGUAGUAAAGUGAUAAGUCUUUCCAUGAAGAUUAUUGGAAUGCGCAUGGUCAGACUACAACAGAGUAUAUGGUUAAAUAUAGCUCAGAAUUUCUUGAAUAUACAUCGUAAUAAGAUCUGACUCUACAAGAAUAUAUGAACUUGGAUUUGUGGAGAGGCUUGUGCAUAUCUGUUAAUGAAGAGGUAGCUUGGGUUGAAAAGGUUGGGAGUUUGCAAAAUUUUUCUGUUGUCUUGCCAUAUAUUUUUUGCUGGGAAGGACUUCAUUAUCUUUAUCUUUUAGUUCAUUCUGAUUUGGUUCUUCUUGGAACUGUACUGAAUAAGCAUAUAUUAGGUGGAUUAAGAUUUGUUUGUAUGAGUGUAUUUGGAUUGAUCAUUACCAAAUUGGCCUUGGUGGCCUUGGUCUUUUUGUAGAGACGUUUGGAUUUUGCAGAUUACAUGCAACUCUGUGUAUAUUUAUAAAUGAGAGCAACGAAAUAUCAACAAUUUUCUCAGA